Pangasianodon hypophthalmus (striped catfish) is the source of this 7187-nucleotide messenger RNA. RefSeq names its product protein associated with LIN7 1, MAGUK p55 family member a (gene pals1a). NCBI's taxonomy places the organism in Eukaryota, Metazoa, Chordata, Actinopteri, Siluriformes, Pangasiidae. The record is from RefSeq and is a predicted model, not a curated record. Bases 3243 to 5354 code for a protein of 703 amino acids. Gene Ontology annotation, molecular function: protein binding. The transcript has 14 exons. Gene Ontology annotation, cellular component: adherens junction; plasma membrane. Gene Ontology annotation, biological process: establishment or maintenance of polarity of embryonic epithelium; protein localization to plasma membrane; morphogenesis of an epithelial sheet.
AGUUAGUCAUCCAUUAAUAAAAUCAAAAUGUACGCCUUAAUGUUGCAAAGCUAUAAAAAUUGUUUGUAUUUUGAUAAGUAAUAUAUUAACUUGGUAUUGACAGAGGUAAAAAUACUCACAAACACUCAAAUAAAAAUUAAAGUUCUCAUCCAAGUAUCCACGUGAGUAAGAGUCAAGUAAAGUAGCUGUUACUUGUUACAAGGAAGUGUUGUGUAAAACAGACUGAAUGUAAAUAAACGUAAAUGCAUCUGAUUUAAACUCCUGUAAGCAGUUCUUUUUGACUGGCGCUCUCCUACUCUUCCCUGUGCUUUCUGAUGUGUCAAAUGGAAUAGUUGCUGACUACUUCUGUUGGCAGUUGGCAUUUUUAAAGUAUGUGAUGCAUCCUGUUCCCCAACUACUGGUAAUAACACAUUUUAAUAUAGUCAUGCAAUACAUUUUCUUGUGGCAGAAUGUGACCAGUAAAGCGCUCUCUAAUUCUUUAUCACUUUCUUGUUGCUAGGCCUGUGUGUUAUUGAUUUUUCUCUGCUUGUGAUUUUCCAUUUUAAAAGAUCAUGAUAAAUGAUGUGAGCACUUCUCACAGCUUUGUAUUCUAUCUAAAUGCAUGCAGUGGAGGACACAGCCCACAUUGCACAAUUGUAGUGUGACAUGCUUUCAAUAUAAUUUUUCUACCAGAUAAGGAUAAAUUCCAACAUCACAUCCUGUAGCUUUAAUACAAGGAAUACAACAGAAAAAUCUAAUUGUUGAUGUGAAAUCAAAAAUAAAUUGUUCAGAAGGUUUACACAUUUGCAUAAAAUUCUUGUUACUUUGAAACACUCAUAAGUCUGCUGAAACACUCACAUAGCUCAUAAAUUAAAACUAUUAAACAAGUGAAAAACAACAACAAAAAAAACCUUCACCUGUGUGUUCCCAGAUAAUGUUCAAACACACAUGCCUGAAACCUGAAUGAGCUUUUGUGAGGAAUUUUAAGAUAGUCCAACUCUUUGUGCUGCUCUCUUAGAGUUUUAAUGCAAACUCUUUGAAUUUUAGCCCUAGAAAACACAUUCAUUUCUAGAGAUGCUCUGCAUGGGAAACAUAUGCUGCAUGCAUGAAAACGAACAUAUAUUACUGAUAUAUUUUUCAUCACAUGAGAAUGGACUAUCUUCGAUUACAUCCCCCUGGACCCCUUCAUUUCAAGCCCUGUUUUCUUUUUUUUUUCUGCGCAUAUGAAAAUGGAAGGACAUUUAUGAACAAGCAGUUGGGAAUCACAUGGCCAUUAAUGCAUAAGUGGUAUCUAUACUAUUUAUGCAUACUGAUUGGUGCUUGUUAUGCAGUUUGGAAUGCAGCCUUGAAUUCUCGCUAACAUGUAUUGACUUACAGUACUCCGGAGAAUGGCACAGCACAACCCCUAUUAUGAAAUGUUCUUCCUCAAGUAUCUUGCAGUAACAUUUUUGUACCAUAAAAGACAGAAUUCCAGAUUUCCAGAAAUUCAAUCUAGUAGCUUUAAACUAUGCUAAAAUUGGUAGCUGAUCAGCUAGUUAGCUAGUUAAGUUCAUUAAUGCAAACACAGGAUUUGCAUAUUGAUGUAACAUUAUUUGAAAGAAAAUUAGCAAGUACUCAAAUUCAUGGGGAAGGGAAGACUUCACUGUCAAUAACACCCGCUCAUCCCCCUACACCUCAAGAAGCUGGCCAUGGAACAGAACCAAGCCAUGGGUGACAACCCCACCUUUUAAGUCUAUGUAGUAUGUGUCACAAGAGUAGCUGCAGGGCUUGAGUAAAGUACUUGUUUAAUAGUUUUCAAUAAAGUAUUGGGAAGAGAAAAAGGGCGAGUACUCAAAUUCUUGGAGAAGGGACAAAUCCUUGAGUCACACUAUUUAUCCUCACCUGAUACUGUCUUUAAUGUAGCAUAGUGUUUGCCCCCUUGACAAAACAGCAUUUUAAAUAACAUUUUGUCUUUGAACAAUGCUGUUCUGCAUUUGCACUGCUUGUGAAAGUUGUUUGAGUCUGUCUUUUUCCCUCCUAAAUAUUUUGUGUUUAACUGUGAACUGUUUUGCUUUUGUCAGUGUUGACACGUCUCUCUGUUUCUGAUUUUGAAAAGAUAGUCUGUUAUCCAGGCAAGUUAAUUUAUCCACGUAGUAAAAAUAUUAACACCCUCAGUUGAUGUGUGUGGUUCAGGAGGUGAUGGGAUUCAGCAGUGUAGUGCAUGCUACAGCAAGAUGCAUUCCACCACAAUCAUAUGAACCAAAUGGAGCUUUUUACAGUUAAACAUUAAUAUCAGAGAUUUUUUUUUGCUUUAUCUAAUCUAAAAAGGUCUCUGAUUACUGCUAAGAACAAAGCACUCAUUGUCUGGUGCUACUAAAUAUGCCAAAUUUCCACAUUCUGGAGUAUGCUGGUACAAGUUAUCAUACAUGCGGGAAAAAAACAACAACAAUAAAAUGACAGAUGGGUCAGUCGACAUAUGAAUUUGGAAUGGUUGAUAAUUGCAUAGGUUUUUUAAUUCCCUGAUAUUAAAUGACUCCCUGUUGAAGUCCCGAACUUCCUCCCAUUUCACAUGAGAGAUAUUUUGGCCAGUUCUCUCGUCUUAACUCAGAUUUUCCUGCUUGAAUGAUGGACUGUUGCAGUGCAUUCAGUUUCUGUCAUGGUAAAUGUAGAAGGGUUUGAGUAAAUUAAUGUGAAAUGAUAUCUGAGUGUAUAAUGAACUUAGCUAAUGCUGCACAACAUCAGUCACCAUGUUUAUUAUUGAUAUAAUGAAAACCCAAAAAUGGUACUUACAGGUUUUAGACAAAAGAGGAAAAAAGGCAAACAUUUUAAACAAAAUAAAAAAGAUUUAUUAGUGAAAAUGUCAGCCCUGUGGAUCCAUUUCAUUCAAAAGAUGUUUGACUUAUGCUACUUGCUAUAUUUAGUCUUGUGGUGUGCGUAUCAGUGACCGUUCCCCAGUUAUUAAACACUUCCAGAGUUGUGAAAAAAAGGAUGCUUCUCAUAUACUUUGUGAUUAUUGUUUUAUUGUAUUUUCAAAUUGUAACUGAAACUUAGGUUUUCCCCAAACUGAAAUAAGAGUUAGCGUCUCUUCUCUACUCCAGUACCUCCCCGAACGGCUUGGACGCCAAGUUGUGAAUGGAGCAUGAUCAUAUGACUAUGUGACGCAAACAUCCGGGUUCUUAGAAAGUCCACUACAAGCUCACUGUUCCUGUGGUAAUUUUAUUAUGUCCGGAUGACCGCUGGAGCAACUUCUCUGACCCGGAUGUCAUGGCCUCAGGCUUCCGAUCAUGCAGAACUUGUCCCUCGUAAGCCUUGCAUCUCUCGCACACACCUUUCCACGUGAACCACACGCCUGCAUUAUGACCACCUCCCACCUGAAUGGUCAUGUAAGUGAGUCAGAAGAGAGGGCAGCAGGCACCAGCGAUGCCCCAGACUCGUCUGGCCACUGGCACAGGGAGAUGGCUGUGGACUGCCCAGGUGACCUGGGUGCACGCACACUGCCUGUACGGCGCAGCGCCCAGCUGGAACGCAUCCGCCAGCAGCAGGAGGACCGCAGAAGAAGGGAAGAGGAGGGCCGUAACCGUCAAGAGCUCGAGGUCAACUCCUCCAUGCGCCUCAAGAAGCUGGCACAGAACCCCAAGGUGGGCAUUGACAACCCCACUUUUGAGCCUUUGGAGGGUCCCGGCAUGUCAUUAGGGCAGCUGCAGGGAUUCAGUGGGGCACCACGACUAUUGGACCUGGAGGAGUUGCUGAUGUCUCUGAAGCAGGUACAGCACUGUCUGGGUGAUGCUCAGAGUCAGGAGGACGUGGAGCUGGUGCUGCAGCUUGUACAGAAGCCUGACUUCCAGAAGGCAUUCAGCAUCCACAAUGCUGUGGCACUACACAUGAAUCGGCCAAGUCCUCCCUUUCCCCUCACAGACCAUGCACAGAGCCUUGUGCAUGAGGUCCAGGCCAUGCUGCACAACAGCUCGCAGAAAGAGGGUCUUGAUCUGUGCACUUUGCUCAAAAGCCCUCACAUGCUGGCUCUGAUGCUGGCCCACGACAGUGUGGCUGAGCAGGAGAUGCAACCAGAGCCUAUGGGUCCUCUUGAUAGCCCAUGCGAGACCCUCACACAGUGGGGAGGAGAGACUGUCAAGAUCGUACGCAUAGAGAAGGCCAAGGACAUCCCACUGGGAGCCACAGUGAGAAAUGACAUGGAUAGUGUGAUUAUUAGUCGGAUUGUGAAAGGAGGGGCAGCAGAGCGAAGUGGACUGCUCCAUGAAGGCGAUGAGAUAUUGGAGAUCAACGGGGUCGAGAUUCGUGGCAAAGAUGUCAAUGAAGUGUUUGAUAUCCUGGCAGAGAUGCACGGCACGUUGACCUUUAUUCUGAUUCCCAGCCCACAUACUAAACCACCUCCCAUUAAAGAGACUGUGGUGCAUGUGAAAGCACAUUUUGACUAUGACCCUUCUGAUGACCCAUAUGUACCAUGCCGGGAGUUGGGUCUCUGCUUUCAGAAGGGGGACAUUUUACAUAUCAUCAGCCAGGAUGACCCUAACUGGUGGCAGGCCUAUAGAGACGGAGAUGAAGAAAACCAGCCUCUAGCCGGGCUGGUGCCAGGUAAGACCUUUCAGCAGCAAAGAGAAGCCAUGAAACAAACAAUAGAAGAAGAUAAGGAGCCUGAAAAAUCAGGGAAGCUGUGGUGUGCAAAAAAGAACAAGAAGAAGCGGAAGAAACUGCUGUAUAAUGCAAACAAGACAGACGACUACGACAAUGAGGAGAUUCUUACCUAUGAGGAGAUGGCACUGUACCACCAGCCAGCCAAUCGAAAACGCCCCAUUGCUCUGAUUGGUCCUCCAAACUGUGGGCAGAAUGAGCUGAGACAGAGACUUCUGUCUAGUGAGCCUGACCGUUUUGGAGGUGCUGUGCCUCACACCACACGGAACCGGAGGGAUGGUGAAGUGAACGGGCGCGACUACCACUUCGUGUCACGCCAGGCUUUCGAGAUGGAUGCUGCGGCAGGGAAGUUUAUUGAGUCAGGAGAGUUUGAGAAGAACCUGUAUGGCACCAGCACAGAUUCUGUGCGGCAGCUUAUCAAUAGCGGCAAGAUUUGCCUCCUGUGUCUGCACACUCAGUCUUUGAAGGUAUUGCGCAGCUCUGACCUCAAGCCAUAUAUUAUCUUCAUUGCACCACCCUCCCAGGAACGACUGCGUGCCCUUUUAGCAAAAGAUAACAAGAACCCAAAGCCUGAGGAGCUGAGGGACAUAAUUGAGAAAGCAAGAGAGAUGGAGCAGAACUUUGGCCACUUGUUUGAUGCUGCAAUUGUGAACACUGACCAGGACAAGGCUUAUCAGGAGCUGUUGCGCCUCAUCAACAAACUGGACACAGAGCCUCAGUGGGUUCCUUCAUCUUGGCUGCGCUGAAAUCACUCUUCACAGACACGCACACACAGCCCAAGAUAACCAUGCUGUGCAUGGGCUUUGUGGAGUUUAGUGGAUUGCGUGACUGGAUAAUUGAUUGUCUGCUGUGUUGGCAUUCUCUGUAUCUACAUUUAACCAGAGUCUGAACUCAAACUCAAACAUGACCCUUUCGGCUCUGUUAACUCACCAGACAGCCCUCGUCCUGAGCAAUGUAAGAAACUUACCAGCAUUUGGUAGCCGCAGUAGAGCCUUAGUGCUUCUAUACAGCAUAAUUAUAAAUAAUACUGAUUAUUUAUAAUUUGAAAAUUAUGGUUUCUAAAAAGUGUCAAGGAGUGUAAUUUUAUUAUCAGAGCUCUUCUGUACUGUGGACUGGGCAUAGCAAUUAAAUAUUCUUGCAGACCAGGCCUCUCAACUGGGCAUGAAUCUCUGGAUACAUUUUUCAUCAGGACACAAUACCACAGGCCACACAAUAACUUAAUUUCCCCCUUACUCUUUUUGUGACUAAACAUUUUAGUCUCCCUCUGACAAGUUUCUCCUUCUGAUCUGAAUGCUGCUUUCCUUGUAAUUUGGCCAUCUAAAGGGCCUGUUCUCUUUUUGCUUUAGAAAGCUUCCAGAUAGCUUUUUUUUUUUGUCAUUCUUAUGCGUCACUUGCAUUAUACAUUAGUUUUAUAUUAGUUUACCAAUUGUUGGUGGCCUGUGGCUGCAAUUUUCUGAAGGACAGAUAUGGAUCAUUUAACUUUUACAAAACAUACAGUGCUAGAUGAAGCAGAGGCUUUGUGCUAAAUGAAGCAGAGGCUUUAUUCUGCAUCUUGUGAGUCUUUCUUGUGAUGCACUGCUGACUCUUGGGUGGAUGUAAGACUGCAUCCCAUAUGAAGAACAAAAAUUUUCAAGCUUCCAAGCUGUAAAAAAGACUAAAUCCAAAAGUUGUGAAAAGACCCACUGCAUUCCCCAUUCCAACUGACUCAGCUUUUCAUUCUGAUAGCAAUCAAGACAACAGUUUGUGUAAUAACAAACAGCUAAUUUGUUCUAGUUUCUAUUUUUUUUGUGUGUGUGUGUUAUGUGUUUUCUGUUACAGUAUUCACAUGCACUUCCAGAACUCAGAAGUGUGACCAGUAUUGUAAGCAGUAUUUCAGACCAAUACAAGAAGGUUCAUCUACUGAGCAUAAUACCAGCUUUGGCUUAGAUUUUGCUACACUUAAUUUAAAGUUAUGUCUUUUCUCUUGUUUAAACAAAAUAUCAAUUCUGUGUUGUGUACACAUUUUCAUUACAUGCUGGGUUUCUAGGUUUUUACCUGUGGUGAGCUUAAAUCUAUGGACUGAAUCCUAAAAGUUGGUUGAUAAAACGAGAAUUCAGUCACAAAGCUAUGUGCUAUGUGGAGAGACUCCUGUAUCUGUGUUUGUCACCUGUGCGUCUUCCUGUGUAAGAUUCUUGAUUUUUUUUUUGUAGAUGUUCUGAAACUAGACUUUCAGCAGAAUAUUGAUUGUUUAUAUUUAGCUCUGUUUAAAAGAAAGGCUGUCAAUGAAAUGUAGAGGGCAGGCAAGUAUUAUCUUGUGGUUAAACACACUGGAAACUUUAUUGAAUUGUUUUAUAUUUCAAAAUCAGCCUAUAUAUUUAUAUUUACAAAAUAAAUCAUACACACCAUGUAAUCCUUUUGUUUACUGGCCAGACCCAUUCACCUGCUGUCCUCCUACAGGCAGUCCAACCUAGUGAGAUAUCUACAUGAUAAUUAACUGGAAGUAGAACUGAUGAAUGUAAAAUAUCAAUCAUCUUUUUGUCUGGGAAACUGUUUUUGGAUGCAUUAUACAUGUAAAUAAUUAAAAAUCCUGAUUGAUAGAA